Messenger RNA from Poecilia latipinna (sailfin molly), 2703 nucleotides. Its product is annotated as vasoactive intestinal polypeptide receptor-like. The transcript has 12 exons. Gene Ontology annotation, cellular component: plasma membrane. Gene Ontology annotation, biological process: cell surface receptor signaling pathway; adenylate cyclase-modulating G protein-coupled receptor signaling pathway. Gene Ontology annotation, molecular function: G protein-coupled peptide receptor activity; peptide hormone binding; vasoactive intestinal polypeptide receptor activity. The record is from RefSeq and is a predicted model, not a curated record. NCBI's taxonomy places the organism in Eukaryota, Metazoa, Chordata, Actinopteri, Cyprinodontiformes, Poeciliidae. The coding region runs from base 98 to 1318 and encodes 406 amino acids.
CGCAAAGAAGACAAAAGUGAAAUAUUGUGUCUUGCAGGUGCGUUCGGCGCAGAGUCCGAAGUGUGACCUGAUUCUGGAAAUAGACAAGGAGAGAGCCAUGUGCCAAGCUCAGGUUGAGAACAACACGACAGGCUGCAACAUCACUUGGGACAAGAUCGCCUGCUGGCCCUCUGCCGACGUCGGAGAGGUGGUCACCAUCCCGUGCCCCAAGUAUCUCUUCUACUUCACCAGCAACGCUCUUCCUCGUAAUCUGUCAAAGACCUGCACCGUGCAGGGCUGGCCCCCCAGCAGCCUGGACUCCUACAUACUGGGCUGCGGCUACAACCCCAACAACACCGCAGAGGAGAAUUCGGGAGAUUUUUACAUCACCAUCAAAGUCGGCUACACAAUCGGUCACAGCGUUUCCCUUAUUUCUCUGAUGGUUGCCAUCUCCAUACUCUGUUUCUUUCGGAAGCUUCACUGCACAAGAAACUACAUCCACAUGCAUCUGUUUGUAUCUCUCAUCCUAAAAGCCAUCACUGUUUUUAUAAAGGACGUGGUUCUGUACGAAGUGGGCGAGACGGAAAACUGCCAGGCACCGGUGGGCUGCAAGGCGGUAGUGGUCUUGUUCCAGUAUGGAGUCAUGGCGAGUUACUUCUGGCUGCUGGUGGAGGGCCUCUACCUUCACGCUCUGUUGGCAGUCUCCUUCUUCUCAGAGAGGAAGUACUUUUGGUGGUACAUUUUGAUUGGGUGGGGGGCUCCAACCAUCUUCAUUUCUGCUUGGGUGGUUACAAAAGUGUAUUUAAAUCCUCCUGGAUGCUGGGAAACAAUCGACGACGCGUCAUGGUGGAUCAUCAAAACGCCCAUCUUAGUUGCCAUUCUUAUGAACUUUUUCCUCUUCAUUUGCAUAAUCCGGAUUCUGCGGCAGAAAAUGAACUGUCCCGACAUCGGAAGGAAGGAGUCCAACCAGUACUCGAGACUGACUAAAUCCACCCUGCUAUUAAUCCCUCUCUUUGGGAUAAACUACAUAAUAUUUGCCUUCAUCCCCGAACACAUCCACCCGCAGCUCAGGAUGGUGUUCGAUCUGGUUCUGGGCUCAUUUCAGGGCUUCGUCGUUGCGGUGCUGUACUGCUUCCUGAACGGAGAGGUGCAGUCCGAGGUUAAGCGUAAGUGGCGCAGGUGGAUGCUGCAGCGGUUCCUCGGCGCCGACACUAAGUACCAGCAGCCGUCCAUCGGGAGCAACGGCAACAAUUUCAGCACCCAGAUCACCCUGCUGACCAAAUGCAGCCCCAUCACGCGGCGGGCUUCGGCCUGCCAGGAGCACCUUUCUGCAAUCUGACCCCCUUCUGGUUUUUAUUAUCGGUUAACGAAUGUGUGACUCACACGUACUGUUGCCAUACACUGGGUGUACAGAAGCCAUGAUAAUCCUAACAUGGAUUUUCUGUUGUUUUUUUGUUUUUUUGUUUUUGUUGUUGUAAUCUUAUAUGCUGGCUAUGAAAAGCAACAGGUGCUCAGUGUUUUUUCUCGCCAGGGCACAAAGUCAUCUGACACCUCCAACAACACUUUCUUAUUAAUGAAAUGUAAAGAAGGUACACGCCUUUUCUUUUUUACUUUUCUUUUUUCCAGAUUAUAUAAAAGCAGCUACGAUCACAGAGAUUUCGCUGAACUGCAGCGCGGCUGACUACUGGCACAGGGUCACCAACUUUUCGUUCCAACGUGAAGCGAGAUUUGUGAAAGACAGGAGGAAGGAUGUCCCUUUUUUACUUCAAAAUAAAAGCCUCAAACACUUAAAACCUAGGAACAAGAUUGUACAUAUCAAGAAUAAUUGCAAAGAGUUCUGACAAAAAAAAAAAAAACUGAGAUUCAAGCUGAUUCGUUGCCUUUGCUUGACAAGCAACUUUAGACAGAUUCAAACGAGUUUCUCACUGAGGAAUACAAAACGGAGAGCUGGAGGGGUUUGGGCCAUGCAUGUUUGAGCCAGCAUGUGACUCAUAACACACCAGCUAUGAAGGAGUGGAUGUGGAGGCUGAAACAAGUGGUGACAAGGGUAAUGAUCGUCUUUAGAACUUAAAAGUGGCACAAAUCUACUUUUGCUUCUUUUCAGCGUGAUUGAUUUGGUUGAUUCACGAGCAUUUUCAACACUUGUGGAUUCUGUUUUUAGCUGCUAUAACGCCCGAGUUUCCAGCACAGCUCACAUGCAGAUGACAUGCAGAUCUGCUGUCAUGCACGUUGAACACUUAACAGAGUGCAUAGUCAAAGAGGGACCUGUUUUCACUACCUAUAGCUGCAUUUUAAUAUUGUCCGCUUGUUCAUUCAUAUGUUGGAUCAUGUUGAAUGUGGAGUCAUGGUACUAACAUAAGUCUGUCCUUGGCGAUCGUUCUUGGCCAUCAUGGCAGAUGAUGCUGCAGAUCAAACAACUGAGACAAACUUAACUUAACUGAGAAAUAUUACUGAGCAUCUUAAUAUCAUGAAUCUAAAUCGUAUUUUUCCUCUGCAAAAAUACUAAUAUCCAAGGGAAGGAAACACACAUUAGUACCAAAAGCGGCACAUUGACAAUAUCAUUAACUACUGGCUGUUUGAAUGAAUUGUGAAUUAUGAAUCGAUUAUUUAUGUUCUGAGCUUGAAUAACAAUUGUAAUACCUAAAUAAGAUUGAUUGGAUCUCAUAACUGUGAUAAAUAGGUUCUGAUAAAUCAAAAAAAGUGACAUUGUACUUGGUUAUUUAA